CAAGACCAACACAUUUACACUUCCUUGUAUUCUACAGUUUUCAGCACUGUGGAGUAAUUACAUUCAUCGUACUGGGAGAGUUAUUUCAACACUUACAUAUUAUUGCUAAGCUAAAAAGGUGGACAGAAGAUACUCCUGGGAUCCGUAGGUGAUGGGACAAUAGGAUUUCCUGUCCAACCUCAACUAUGACAGGUCAAUUGGAUUAUGAAUGCUCUCUGUGUGAAGAAACAAGCGUUGUCAAACCAUGCUGAUCUUCAAGAGAAUGGUGUUUGUUUCUUUGCUGGAUAGUUUACAGUGGAUUAGUUGUAACAAUAUCUCAUCCCCCAGUACCAGUUCUAAAACCAGUGGCAUCACACUUAAAUCUGUAAGUGAAUCAGCUGAGACUGUAGCUACCAGCAAAAUGUCACCAAUAGUCACAAGUGCAGUAACAGAAUAUGAUACUCAAAACAAUAGGAUAACUUCUCUUUCCACACUAAGUAAAACUGCACAGAAGUUUUCAACGGAAGAUACUGCUCAAUCUUUUACAUCCAGUAACGAAAUACCGUUUUCUUCAGAGAUUACCACAACCAACUUGAUGACAAUAUCUGAAAGCUAUGCCGAUGCAACGUAUGUCAAACAAUCAGAAACAGCAUCAAAUAGCUUCAGCACAGCCACCUAUGAUAUUAGUGGUACUACAAUGGCCUUCACCAGUGACAUUCAAACAAACAAUGUGACAACUACUUCCAAUUAUACUACAUCAGCCGAUACUACAUCAGCCAAAGCAGUCUUAACGACAAAUGUACAAACCACAAGCCGGAAUUCCAGUAUUCUUCACAGCUCUGCAGAAGUUCAUGAAUCCACAAAAGAGAAUCCCAGCAAUGGGGGAGUAAUAUUUGGUGCCAUUGUAGGAGCUGUGCUUGGAUGUGCAUUAAUUGGUUUGGUUGGUUACUUCAUGUGUGCAAAGAGAAAAUUUCAAGGAUUUGUCCAUCAAAGACUUUAUGAUGACAUGACAAAUGAUCCAGUUCUGCGAUUGGACAAUGUACCAGAGUCUUAUGGUGCGAGCACUGCAGAUUUGUCAUACUACAAUCCCACAAUGGCCAAUGAGACGACACCGCAAAACAGCAACACCCCCUAUGAUGCUAUUUCAAUGGAUGACAUGACUUCAUCACCACACUUACCAUAAAACUAUAGAAACUGAUGACAGUUUUUAAAACUCAACUUGGUCCUUUUUCAAAAAAAUUGUUGAAUACUGGUUUGGUUAUUUUUUCAGUGGUGUAAAUCCUGGGCUUUUGGACAGUGUGUGAGAAGCAAUGCAUAGCUUACAAAUUCACUUAUCUACUAUCACUUUUUGGUUAAAUUAUGCUAUGGAUAAUGUACACAUGGAAGUCACCCGGUUAUUCAGCAUUUGUUGAUUCAUGGAUGAACAUAUGAAUUCACUGUUUGAAAAAGUAUUGUUGUAUCCUACCACAGGAGGAGUGAUUUCACCAGUGGUGAGAUUCAAAUAAUUUAACAACCAGUUCUGGUGGUGGGACUCAAAUAAUUUAACAACUGGUUGUUUACAAGCACCAUUUUAACAACUGGUUCUGCUGAAAUGGUGCGAACCUGCUGAAUUCCAUCACUGGAUUUCACCCAUUUUUCCUCCUCUCCACGGUCACCCCCAAACUAACCCUAACCCUAACCCCCAACCCUAUACAUGGGAAUCCUCUUUCUCCUAUUUUGGCAAUGAGAGGAGGCUGUUGGUGAAGAUGCAGAAUUACAUCUUAGGUGAUAUAAAGUGAUAUGAGACUUCUGUGUUUUUGUUCUGUAUCUGCUCAUUUACAUCCACAAGGCACCCUGUCUUGUGUGUACUCAUCAGAUUAUGAGCAUACAUAUAUGACCCAGUCAAAGUCUAGUCUUUCUUCACCUGAAUCAUAAAUUUUCUCAAAAUAUUUUUAUGGAAUUCACUGUCACAAGACGGAUGGCUAUUUACACAGAUGUUUUUAUAAAUGUGCAUAUAACUUAAAAAUCACAGAGAAUAGAACUUUUGGUGGUUGUUAUGAAGGCUUAAUGUAUAUUUCAUGUUCAGAGGAAGUACGCUUCUCAGUAUCAGAUGCUACAUAAAGAAGACAGGAUGGUCAUCACUAUUAUGCCCUUUUUGUGCAUAUCAAAAUUUUACUGAUUAAAAACAGACUGCUGGAAUAGAUUGCUGCUGGUUCUAUCUAGAAAGCAAUUAUUUUGUUUUUGUUUUAAAUCAGUAACAGCAAAUACAAAUAGGAAAACUUCAAGACUUUUAAAUGCCCAAUUAAUCCAUACACUUUCAAAGAUUCUCUUUUCCUUUUCCACAAGCUCCUAUAUCUUUAUCAACAGAUAUCCCAUAUUGACACAUAGUUAUUCUCCCUGAAACAAUUAAUUUAUUUGAUACAAAUAUCAGAAUUGAUUUUAAAUCAUAUUUGUAAAUUUGCACUAAGUAUUUCUUCAUUUCUUAUCAGUAAUUGAAAACUUUACAUUAAAAUAGUAUAAAUAAAUAGUUUCAAAAUCUUCGCUUCCAUAUCUACACAUUCAAAUCUUUAGAAAUUCUCACAGUCCCAUCAAGGAAGGGGAAAAUCCAUUGGUGGAGGUGGCGUCGGCCUAGCUCAGCAGAUUUGACCUCUCUGGGGCAUUUUCCCACGCAGAAGGCUGGUAGAUGGCUGCUGCAGCCCACUGAAACAGCCAGAUGUGGCAGCACGUACUCACUAAUGCUCCUGCACUCCCUGCUGACACCACCAUUGUGGAGCCAAUUUAGAUUCCUCCCUGCUUCAUUGCUGGAAAUGCUAGUGCCUCCCUACUAGACUUAUGCCACCUUUUCAGUGGUGUAAGUUUAUGGGAGUCCUAUGGGGGCUUUCUGGCAGUGGGGGAUUUGUUUGCCUUUUGUUCUGCUCAUGCCAGCAGAAAACCCUCCUGGGAAUUGUGGGGCAGCUUGGCUACCGCACCAUGCAGUAUUUCUAUCAGUAACAGGUGUAAAAAAAGUAUAGAAAACUUACCCCAUAUAGCCAUAAAAAUAGCAAAAAAGACAGUCCCUCCAUUAUCAAAUAAGUGUGUGACCUUAGGAAUCAAAUAAAACAUAGACAAUAUUGGAGUUUAUUAGCUGAAGCAAAUUCCCCGUUUGACAUAAUUUGACAAAAUUCAUAAUUAAAGAAUGGAAAAAUACUGAAAGUGGCUUAAUAAAACUGAUCAGCACAAAAGUCCACAAAAAGUCCAGAUAGAAUAUACAAAUUCCAUUUGGCAACUCCAUCAGAAAUAUCAGGGAUAUACCCUUCUAUGAUGUUUUCCUUCACAGAACGUUUCUACUUAUGGAACAGAAUUAGAUGGCAGAAUGACUUAUUAUGUCAGACUAAAGUGGUUUGUGGGGUACAAUUUUAAAUUUCCCCUCCUUGAGUUAAAAACUCUCUCUGAAAGUGGAGAACAAAAUAUACACAUUUCACUAACCAUUUGAAGUAGUUUAGUUUACCACUGCAGGGUUAAACUAAUGUAUUCUGCUACUUGUAGAGGAUAGGCCACAGCCUAUAUCAAGUUCUUGCAAGUUGGUGCAGAAUAAAACCAAACAAAGAGAUAAUCCGAGAAUGUUUUUGUUGCACUCAAGUAGAACAGAAGAGUGGCAGUCAAUGAUGUACCACAUUUGAAGACUCUCUGUAGUGACUCUCCUAGUUUCAAAUAGUUUAGUUUCAAAAUCUUUUCUCCCAUAUCUACUCAUUCAAAUUUUCAGAGUUUCUCACCCUCUUUCAAUUUAUAAGAGAUGCCAUCUCAUGCUUCUUGAAAAUAUCAUGUCAAAAUUUCAUGUGAGUCAACCUCUUUGUGCUAGCCACAGCUGAUACAACUUUUUAGACAAAAUAAGAAUUGCAGUUUAUUUGCUGUACACUUAACACCUAGCACAUUUACAUAUGAAGGUUUCAUCACCAAGAUCUAACUAUUCUGUUAUGGUAAAUCUGUAAGUCCCAAGGCUUGCAAUGUGAUUCUGAAUCCAGUUUACAAUGUAGAUUGCAAUGACAGUAAGAUGAUGGGCAUCUGGAAAAGUGGGAUGCUGAAAUAUAUUGAUGACUGGAUGCACAGCUGUUUCGUAACAAAUGCAGGCAGCUUUGGACUUUAUACUAUCCUAAUCAGAUGUUUGAACAAAUUUAAAUUUUUAAAACAAAAGGGCUUUACAAAAAUUAAAGGAGUUAUAUUUAUAAGUAAUUAUUAAACAGACAACUACUGAGACAAAACAGACUGUCAUGUCCUUACUGUCAUGUUCACAAUGUCAUAUGCUCUGGAAUGUUCUUUUCCUUUGGAAUAUUUCCACUUAACAUUAUCCAUAUUAAACAAGUCAUGAGGGUGACCUGUCUGCAUGUUGGCUGACUGCAUAGGGAGGGAGAGUGGCCAUGAGCUUGCUGGCCUCAAUCCCACAAAAUCACUGAGUCAUCUGCAAGGUACAAACUCAUGGAGGAAGUUUUCAUGCACAUCCUUCCUCCUUGUACUCAGCAGUUAGAAAGGCUGUGUUGCUGAUCUUGGGGAAGGGUUACACGUUCUCAUGCAGUCAGCUUGGCUACUGUAUGUUGAAGGUUUUCAAAGCCAGAAUCAACUGGCUAUUGUGGAUUUUCUUCGCUGUGUGGUCAUGGUCAAAUAACAUUGCUCUUUACAUUCCACCCACAUCUAAGGCUGGCAUCUUCAGAGCAAUAUUAUGACAAGAGGUCAUGUGCCAGAAUGUCAUGUGAGUUGACCUCUUUGUGCUAGUCACAGUUGACAAAGCUAUUGUUUAGAAGUUGGAGGGGGCAGCACUUUUGUACCCACUCUCUUUCCUCACAAGACACAAAUGAGUUGCUGCACAGGGCUUCUGAGAUCUAGUAGAAGCCUGAUUUCUAAUAGGUGGUAGUGUGUGUCAAGGAGUUUUUGGUGGCACCUACACUGUGACAAUGCAGUAUGAGAAGCAUAUUUGGCAUCUUCUUUGGCAGCUUUAGAAUGACAGUUCAUACUUUUAUUUUACCAAACUACAGAAUAUUAAUAUUUAUCAGUUUGUAUUUUUUAAAAUUUUCAUUGUAAUUUGUUUUUGUCAAUGUCUCAAUGUUGUUUGUAAAAUAUACCUUAAGGUAUAUACCUUAAGGGGAUGCCAUAUUGAAAGGCAAAGUAUUAAAUUUUUAAAUAAAGUACCAAUAAACUAUUA
Sphaerodactylus townsendi is the source of this 5131-nucleotide messenger RNA. It is a transcript of the gene MUC15, whose product is annotated as mucin 15, cell surface associated. The transcript is spliced from 5 exons. Lineage: Eukaryota; Metazoa; Chordata; Lepidosauria; Squamata; Sphaerodactylidae. Bases 245 to 1162 code for a protein of 305 amino acids. The record is from RefSeq and is a predicted model, not a curated record.